Messenger RNA from Mycena citricolor, 9831 nucleotides. NCBI's taxonomy places the organism in Eukaryota, Fungi, Basidiomycota, Agaricomycetes, Agaricales, Mycenaceae. The record is from the annotation of a GenBank genome assembly.
UGACAAGUGCUUGUCCUUACUCACCCCCCAAUCGUCUCUCUCCUCUACUCAGCGCCUGCCCUUGGCUCGCUUGGCACCGUCGACCCCGCAAAUUCACCAGCGCAAUUGCAGCUACAACGGACGUGUGCCGGAGUAGUUGAGGCCGUGCGAGGACUGCAGGAAAAUUUCUGUGCGGGUGGCAUCCGUACUGGUCGCGAUGCCCGUUACGCGAGCGAUGGCGACGCCCGACAGGCGCUGGCCUGUCAUGGCGCUCGUUGCAGCACUCACACCCGACUCGAGGGCCUUCCCGCUGGACGAGCUUGUCGCUGUCGACAGCGUGGCUGGGCCCUCCUUACAAGCCGUUUCUAACGCCGCUGAGCGUCCGACUCCAACGCACCAUUCGCAACACAGCGGGCGCAGGGUGCCCCCUCAAUACUCCCCGGGUUCAGAUGGACUGUGGAGGCGGCUGGAUUCGUUUACACUCGUGGGAAGCACCGUGUGCGAGAGUGGGGGGUUGUGCCCUCCGACAGCGUCCUCCACCCAGGCACCUUCGGAGGAUGAUAUUUUGGACACUGUGCCCUCCGGCUGGGUGAGCGAGAAGAUCUCAAACCCAGUCCGCACCGGCAUCACCGUGUCGCUCAGCCUCAUUCUCGCUUUUCUGAUCGUGAUCGCUUUGGGGCACUCGCAUCUCACGCGUGGCCCUCGAUUCAAAAGAAAGAAUACUGACGUCGAGAAACGCAAAUCCUCGCGGUCGUUGAGGGGCCAGAUUUCCGCAGCGGAGUCGUCGAUGCUCGUACAUCAGAGAUCAAGGAGUUCGGAAACGCUAGCCUCGCUAGCCGACGAGGGCGCCAAAUCCUCGGCGACAAGAUGGACAGCACGGGCAACGAAGCGAUGGAGAGACAACGUGCGCUACCUGGCGAGACAGCGCCGAGGACGGCCUCGUCAUCUCAACCAUCCGGCAUUCUCGACAGAUUCUCGGCGACCAUCUCCAUCCGUUUCCUCGGCAUCUUCUCCUCGCACAAGUGUUGAGACCUUCGUCGAUAUCACGUCCUCUGAACAGCCCACACCCCCGUCACCUGUAUCUGUUCUCUCGUCAUCCUCUUCUUCUUUGAGGUCAAUAUCACCUCUGCCAAGGAGAACUUCCGUCGGACCUCCUGCCUAUCUUUCCUCUACAAGCCGACUACCGCUGCGCUCGCAAGAGCCAUCAUCUUCGCUCUCACAGGCUUCGAGCUCCAUGAACCGAGAUCUCGGACUGCGAUUGGAGAUCGACGCUGAUCCUGGAGAGGAAGUGUUCCCACCCUAUUCACUAUCCGCUGAAGAACGACCACCGGAGGCGGCGAUUGCACAUGUUGCUACGGACGACAAAACUGUACUGGCGCGGCUACAAGAAGAAGCGUCAAGCCCAGAUACUCACUCGCCACAUCGAGAGUUACUUGUUCUCGAAGAAGACGAGCUGCCGCUGCCCGAUCUGGAGCACUGUCCACCCUGGCCGUCGCCUUCACCGGAAUCGGAUUUAGGUCUUCCCGCGCCCCCAUUGGCUUUGGAUUGGACCAAUGCACGCGAAGAGAAGCUGGCAAUGGAGAGGGCAUUCGCUACGAUGGAUGACGUGAUCCCAUGUGCAACGAGGCCCAGAUUUUCGACGUACGGCAUUCAGCAGGAAGCAGGGCCAAGCUCACGGCCUAUCUCUUUCCCCACUCCGAGCGCACCACCCCUGGAAGAUGACGAUCAACUUCCUUCAGCGCCACUGUUCGAGGAUGACGAUGGGGAUUCUGAGUGGCAGGAGGGCAGCGACAGUGGCAGCAGCGCUCUCGCGACUUUACCGUCGGCGAGUGAUGAGAGCCCUGAUCGUGAUGGAGAUUUCCCUCGGUCGUCACUGUCCGUGCUCAACAGGGAGAAGCGCGAUCACGCCCCAGCUGGAUCCGGAGAAGCUCACGAUACGGGAUGGGACGUUGAGGCCCAGCAGGUUAUCUAGAACAUAUCUUCUCUCCUCUUCUCUGUAUGUAGUCUUUUUGGACUAUUCCUCUCGAUUUUAUUCUCCUCUCGCUAUCCAUCUUGUAUAUGCUCUGUCCAUCAUCCAUCCAUACCGCACGCACACACAUCUCUAUUAAUCAUGUAAAGGCAGAACUUAAGACGCACAGCGCAGUCGCAAUGAAGUCAACUGAUUCGAAUUCCGAAUUCUCAUACCGGGCGCACAACAGGCUGCUGCUGCUGCUACUGCCGCUUCUGGUGAUUUAGCUCGCAGAUCCGCUGCAGCCUCCAUGCCUGCCGGAGCCCCUCUGAUUCGUCUGUGGCCACCGGGCCUGGCGCCGGUCGGGUGUAGCCAUGCACCGAGGGUGGUGGUGGGUGGCUUGAUCACGAUUCGUGAUGGGCGUGGUGCCCGUGCGGCUGUAGAGUGGCUCGGCGUGGCUACCCGGCGUCAAUCUGGGAUUCGCAGCGAGGCGCAAUUCCACUUGUGGGCCAUGAUGGGUUCGCAGAUGGGACGGAGAGUGACGGAGACCUCGUGAUGCGCUUGACGCGGGCGUAUAGCCACUGAUUGAUUGACGUUGUCGCCGCCGCCGUGGCUCCCGCGUGUCAUUUCGACUUACGAGGUUCUCUCGCGGGUACCAAGGAUCAUCAGAGGCGGGCAUGUUCGGCUGCUCCACCCUUCCUCUUCCAAGUCCUUUCUUCUUUUUUCUUUCUGAGUCCACGUAGGACCCUGUGCGUUUCUCGCUCGAUUCGGACGCGGAGAAACGUUGGUGGUGCGUGGGCCAACCCCGGUCCCGCGUGGAAGGCUGGAAGCGGGCGCCGACGGUUCCGUCCCACGUUUCACGUUUGUUUUUCUUCGCGAUGUCGAAGCGGGAAGCAGCGUUGGCGUUGCGGGUGCAUGGCGAGGUCUCACAGGGCGGAGGCCGAAGCCACCCAUACACCCAUGUGGAAUGCUGAAUUGUGUUGCAACCAAGGGUUUGGAUGUGCGCUCGAUGUGGACGUUCAUACAGGAGCCAAUGGCUCGGGGGAUUACGUGUAUCCUCAUCCCCAACCAGUACAUCACGUUACGUGGAAAGAUUACAGACUAGGUUCGCCAGAUCUAAAAACGAAUAUAUUCCCAUUACACCAAUACAAACCCAAAUCAUGGCAUGGCCGACGCUGGAGGUCUCCACCUGCGCCGCAGCGAGCGCUGGACGGAUUCGAGGCUGCCCGUGAGUGUCUUGAGGCUGGCCUGGCCCUUGACGAGCCACUCGUCGAGAGCGGCGUCCCCAAGCAGGCCCUCUUUCUGUGAGAGAACAUUCGGAUCAACACAUGGAAGGCAAGAACACCGCAACGGCUACUCACCAUCUCCCCGCUCGACGACAUCCCUGUCAGCGCAACGAUGUGAGCCGGUCGCAGCCCGCGCUCGUGCUCGACGAUGCGCAUUCUGCGUGCGGAUUCGAUCCCGUUCAUACCGGGCAUGCUCACGUCCCUGCAACCGCCGCGCGUGAUCAGUUCAGUUCCGCUAUCAGGAAAACGACCGCCGAUCGACUCACGUCCAUACGAGAUGCGGGAGAAACUCCUUGUAGACUUCCAGCGCCUGGCUCCCGUCGCUCGCCUCGCGGAACGGGAUGCCCUUGCGCGUCAGCAGCGUCGUCAGGAUCUUGCGCCCAAUCUGGUUGUCGUCCACAACAAGCACGCGAAUUUGCGACGACUCGCUCGCUGCCGCCCCCGCCGCCCCACGGUUCGCUUCAGCGCCACGCGCGACGGCUGGGUCCGGGGUCGCCGGGGGAGUGGGCACCGGCGUUUCCGGCGGACUCGGCGUUGCUCUCGACGCGGUAGGCUCCGGGUCCGCCUCGUCUUUCGAGAUGAGUGUCUUGGUCAGCACCCGGGGCGAGGCUGGGAGAUCGGUGCUCCGGGGACGCGUGAACUCCACCGGGAUCGUGAAAGAAAUCACAGUCCCCUUGCCGAGUUCACUGUCGACCGCGAUUUUGCCGCCCAUGCGCCGCAGGAUCGUGUUAGAGAUACUCAUUCCGAGCCCGGAGCCCGGAUUGAACGAGCUCUCCUGGCUGAAUGGGGUGAAGAUAUCUUUUUUGAAUUCUUCGCUCAUGCCGAUGCCAGUGUCCUUCAUCGAGAAUUUGAUCAGGCGGUGGCCAUCUGGCUGCCGGUCACGAGCUGGGCCCAGAUCGCGCAGACUAAGCGUGAUCGAGCCCUUGGGCGUGUACUUGAGCGCAUUGGAAGCGAGAUUAAGAAGCACCCUGAGAAGGGAUCAACAAGGAAAACAGAAAGAGGAAAUAAACAACUCGACCACCGACCUACGAAGGCCUCCGACGUCUCUGCAUCACGGGGUCAGACAGUGAGACAAAGCCAACAAAACGCACGAACACGAUGGCAUUCCAAUUCGACGGGGAAGUCUCGGUUUCGACGCUGACUUCCACCGGAGAAUCUGCUUCUCCUGUGACAUACUGCCACUGGCGCCGACGGCCAUAGGCAACUGGACAUCAGGGUAAGAAGCUGCACGGAUGCCAGGAUAGCAGCCCAAACUCGCCGUUCAUCACGUCGAUCGCCAGAUGACUCAGAUCGCUCUCCGCCGAUUGGGUCUGGACAUCGCUGCUGUUCUCCUGCUUGCCAAAGUCCAGCACGUCGUUGAGCUGUCAACGUCAGAUCAGUGGCGGUAAAUUGGCCCAGGGGCGCUGGACGCAGACGCACCACAUCCCGCAGCGUCAGCCCGCAGACCUCCGCGGUGCGCAGGAACGUCUCCGUCUCCGCCUGGUAUUCCUUCGGCGCAAACUCGCGGAUCAGCUCGAGCUGCGAGAGGAGGCCGUGCAGAGGCGUUCUCAGCUCGUGCGAGAUCAUCGACACGAAGGCGGUCUUGGCGGCAUCCGCUUUGAUCAGCUUGGUCUUCGCCAAGCUCCCGAGACACAAAACCGCGAAGGUGGAUGCGAACGAGACGUCGGCGGGUUCGUAAACCUGACGCGCUUUGACGGUCGCGACGAUGAGCAGCAGGGCCCUGUCACCGUCUGUGAGUCGGACAUCCGCAAUGGAACUCGAGAGAAGCCUACGGUUGAGCGUUGUUAAACAGCGGCACCGCAAUAUGGGCAUUAGAUCCUGGAGGAAGGAUCGCCUGCAGGGGCCCGUCGGUUCCUGUGUACGUGUAGCCUGUUCCCGAGUUCUGGUGGACAGUUGCCAUAGAUGAUCACGGCGUGCCACGGGACUCACAUUCUCAGCAUACGACCGCAAAAACGUCGUCAGAACAUGGAUGGCACGGGGCGUGGCCAGCACCGCUUCCGGUGCAAAGUCGGGGCACAGCGAGCCGCAGCUGUAGUCGAUGAUCCGGAUCCCUGCAGAUUCGGCCUUGGCGUCGUCGCCGUCCGACGGGAGCGACGAGAUCCGCUGAUUCGUCCCAAUCCAGCCAUGUUUCGACCGGGACACCGUCCGCGUGACCUGCUUGCGCGGAGACUCGAGUGCGAGCCACGAGACGUGGAAUGACGACAGAUCAAGGAGGCAGGUGAAAUCCGAAUCGAGCAUCCGCCUGACGUCAGUCGUCGCGGAGAGCAUCCGGAACCCAGCCUCGAGAUUAGGGGGCACGCGUCGGCAAUGAGAUCCGAGACGAAAUUCCGUCGCAAAGCCUCCUUGCGGUGCCGGCUCUCAUUGAAUACACGCAGCACUUCGGUGCUGAGCAGGUGCGCCAGAUCAGAUAAUGAUUCGCGUUCUUGCUGCGACAGUUCAUUUCGAACGGUCGUUCCGAGGACAGCGAACGAGCCGAAGGGCACGAGUGGCCCCCCAUCUUCGAGCGGAAGCAAAAGCGGUUGUCCAGCAAACGACCGGGGAAGAUCUGUGGCUCAAUUAGCGUCAGAUCCUGGCGGAAUUGGACAAGAGCGAACCAGGAAUGUGCUCGAAUCGCCGAUCGUGUUGGGUAUCGGGCUGUGAUCAGUGUCCCAUCCGUGCGGAGUGCGAAACUCACCAAAGAUUCCCGAUAGACCAGAGACUCCCUCGGCUUGUGUUUACAUGCCACCGCAGCAAGCACUAACUGCAUGUUCUCGUGAAUCAGCAAUAUGACUGUCACGGAGAUCGAUACGGGCGCAAGGGAGAUUAGGGUCUAUAACCCACGAAUUGGAGCCUUGAAGAGCGCGUGCGCGAUCCGAGCAUAUCGGUCCGCCAGCGGCCACAGAGAAGGAUUGUCGAGCCCGAAUCUUCGGGACAGAGAACAUCAGAUCAGUCACUGACGCUGACUCCAGGGACCCGUACCGCUGUAUCACCAACGACCGCUCCGUCUGCAGUUCUUUCGAAGGCGAGUUGAGUCUAGACGUCCCGCGUCGGGGGUCAGGCAAACGGCAGAGAAGUCAGGAGUCUCACAAGCCGUGAUUGGGCUCAGGCCCAGGCGAGCCGCAUAGCGAACCGGGAGGAGUGACUUUGACAGUAAGAUUCCUCCCCGUAUCAGAUCCCUCGUGAGACCUGGCGUCCGAUGCAGCACUCGAGGGGCUUAUUCUUGCUGGGGAAGUGGCAGUGGCGGACGAGCUCGACCGGAGGUUGUGCGACAUCAAGCUGGGGCAUGGACUGCCCAACCGGCGCGAUGGGGGUAGGUGGAGCGGGUAAGUGUCAGCGGUGGAUUAAGCUAAGGUGUGGGGCGGAAAAAGGGGCUUUUCGGGCUUGAACCCGCUCCUGUUUGCAUGACCAUCGACAAGACAUUCGUCGUCCAUUUUGGUAUUUUGGUUCCGCUUUCGGAGAUCGCACUGGCAGCGGCAGACGUCAAAGCGACAAAUACAGCGCUGACUCAGCAAUCGCGAAUGCAGCCGUAAUGGGAUCACUGCUUGCUUCGCGCGAUCACGCACAAUCUAGACGCAGCAAUCAACCGCUACUCUCCAUGAAGUGCUUUGCUAUGAGAAACCGCCCCAAAACUAGCCCUGUUCACCGUCCUCUAUUGAAUAAUACCGCAAAGAAAGCUCGGACCCGUGCACUGCCACCUGUCUGACACAUCGCGACUCAUCCCUGUACGACAAUGUGUAUAAGUCGGUAGCAACAGUGUGCCGCACUAUCAAAUUCAAACGACGCGAAACCCGCCCCUAACCAACCAUGUCAGAAUCCGCCGUCCGCUCUACUCCAGGAGGCGGUCUGGUACUUUCGGGACGAGCCGUCGACGAUAUGGCAACGAACGUCUUACAUCUGGUGCCUCCUACGAUACAACAGCGCCGGGAUUUUUGCAUCGUCCUCGUCUCGGAUGAAGAAUCUGCCAGACUGUUUCCCGUCCAGAAAGCCGCCUCCGCGUCGAUCGACACCGCCCAUCUCAAUGCGGUGGGGCUGGGCAGCGGGAGCACGACGGUGCCCGAUGUGUUCUUCCUGGUCGUGGUCUGGGCGGCCGGGCAGCUGUUCCGCAAGCGGGCUGGUCUACCACCUGCGCAGUUCCACGUCCAACUCUCGGUCCAUGACGAUCUGGAUGCGGACAAGAGCGUGGCUUCACUCCUCCCCGAUCAGUUUCCGGACUCUCCUUCUGCUGAACUUUUAGACCACCUAGCAUUUACACUGCAUUUAUCUAGUCUGUUCGAUGAUGCCGAGAAAUACAGCGCGAUGCUAGUCCGCGCUUUCCCAGAAUCCCAACGCGGGUAUCUGAGGCUGGGCGACUCGGCGAUGGGAUCGCAGAAGCACAAACUCGCGAUGCUCGCAUAUGGCUGUGCCUUUUCUCGCGCAGGAGACGACCAGCGCACACAGACAUACGUGCUGAAGAAAAUGUUUGAGUGUGCGCAGCACACGGAAUGGGGCUCGGUCGUGCGCUCGGAGGAGAUUGAGCAGAUCCCCGGCGGUAUCUCCGACAUCCUCCUUGCGCCCUGGCCUGAUGGAUUGCGAGACGCUCUGGCAGAAAGGGAUGAUUUCAUGCCUACUCUGCAGCUCGAGCCCCGCCGACCGCUCUUCAUCCCUGGCCCGACCCGGAAACCGGCCCUCUCCAAACUGCCUCGCUGGUUCCGCUGGCUCGUCCCGUACCAUCUCGCAAUCAUGUCGACGCCCAAAAACGAGGAGGACAUCGCUGCACUGGCCUCGCCCCAUCUAGGCAUCCGGCACGUGCUGACGCUGACCGAGGAAGAGCCUCUGCCGCGGAAAUGGUUCCACGGCAAACCCAUCACGAACUCCUUCUGCCCGAUCCCCAAUUUGGAGCCGCCGUCGCUGGAGCAGAUGGAGCUCAUCAUGCGUCUGUUCGACGACCAGACCAAGCUGCCGCUGCUGGUCCACUGCGGCGGAGGCAAGGGCCGCGCGGGCACCGUCGCCGCGUGCUACCUCGCCGCCUACGGCUUCCGUCGUCCGGUGAUGCGCCAGGACCACCCGGAGAUGGCUGCGUCGGACGCCAUCGCCAGUCUGCGCCUCCUGCGGCCCGGCAGCUUGGAGACAUCGCGGCAGGAAGCGUUCGUGUCAACCUGGUGCAGCGCGAUCUGGAAGCGCCGGGCGGUGAAGGCGGACGGAGUUCCCGAGCCACCGCCGUGCGAGCUGGAAAUCCAAGGGGAACCGCUGGUUGCGCCGAACGAUCUUUUCAUGCUGGUCGGGCUCCCGGGGUCUGGCAAGUCGUGGUUCUCCCAGGCGGUGUGUGCGAGGAAUCCCAGUGGCUGGCGCCGCAUCUCGCAGGAUGAGUCGGGGAGCAGAGCGAGUUGUGAGACCGAAAUCGGCCGCAAGGGCCGGACGCUUCUAGAUAGGUGCAAUGCCUCUGCUGCAGAUCGCAAGAUAUGGCUCGCCCUUGCGUCGAAUUGGGUGGAAUCGCCAGUCUGCAUCUGGUUCGAUUAUGACAGGUCUCUCUGUGAAUCGCGUGCGCAGAGACGAAUGACUCAUCCGACUCUUCCGCCCGGCAGUCGUGUUCCCAAUGCGAUAGCCCAGAUGCACAACACAUUCGACGAACCGUCCUUGAGCGAAGGCUUCAAGACCAUCGUCCGGGUUAAAUCCUUCGAAGCCGCUGCGGAGCUGGUCGAGCGCCUCUCGCCUCCGCUCGGGGUUUACAAAUUCCCCCGAACGCCGCAUCUGCUCAACCUGGGCUCUGCCACCGACGACGACGUCUUCACGGACACCGGCGCGCUGCGCCACUCGCACGUCGUGAUCACCGAAAAAGUCGACGGCACCAACAUGGGCUUCUGGCUCUCCCCGGCGCGCGAGCUGCGCAUCCAGAACCGGUCGCACUACGUGUCGCCCGCGUCGCACGAGCAGUUCAAGAAGCUCGGGCUGUGGGUCGACACGCACCGGAAUGCGCUCGUCCGCGUGCUGGGCCGCGACGCGCACUUCCCGAGCCGGUACAUCCUCUACGGCGAGUGGCUCGCUGCGACGCACGCGAUCCCGUACGAGUCGCUGCCGGACCGCUUCCUCGCGUUCGACCUGUACGACCGGCGCACGGACACAUGGGCUAGCCGCGCGGCGCUCGCGGCGCUCCUAUACGACACGGCGAUCCACCUCGUGCCGCUGCUGUACGAGGGCCCGAUGCCCGUGGACGCGCAGCUGAGGGAGAUGGUGGGCCGCGGGUCGCUGUUCUACUCCGGCCGCGUCGAGGGCGUGUAUGUCAAGGGCGAGCGCGACGGUGUCGUCGUCUCGCGUGGCAAGGUCGUCCGAGCGGACUUCAUCGCGGGGAACGAGCACUGGACGAGGGGCAAGCUGCGGCUCAACGGUCUAGCACGACCAUAGUAUUAUAUGUUGUAUCUAUGCGCAUGUAUGUAUGUAUGUAGAUGGACUACGCACGAAACGUAUCUGGCACCUCGUAAGGUGGCCUCCCAUUCCUCUGAGCGCCGCCGAAAUAAAUGCCCGUCGUUCUCCCCUCCGAGUUUAUCACAGUUCAGCUACGCAGAUGGUGGGUACCCAAGCUGCGCAUUGAAUGUGGAGGGGUACAAUGGAAAUGACACACGCUUGCGAGACUGAAAUUCAUUGGCAUUGACAUUGACCGAGUGG